GGCGGCGGAGGCGAGGCCGUAGCGGCGGGAUGGCUGACGCCGACAAGCCUGAGGUGCUUAGGGCCGCUGGCGACGACAGCCCGCAUCGGCAGCCCUCGGCGCCGCCGGGCGAGCCCCGGCGAGAACCUCACCCGCCCGAGCAGGAGAAGCAGCCUCCGCAGCACAGCAGCAGCUCCAAUGGCGUUAAAAUAGAGAAUGAUGAAUCAGUCAAAGAAGAGAAAUCUGAAUUAAAAGAAACAUCUACAGGGAACAAGAAGGCCAAUAGAUUCCAUCCUUAUUCAAAAGAUAAGAAUUCAGGCACUGGAGAAAAGAAGGGUCCAAAUCGUAACAGAGUUUUUAUUAGCAACAUCCCAUAUGACAUGAAAUGGCAAGCUAUUAAAGAUCGAAUGAGAGAGAAAGUUGGUGAGGUUCCAUACGUGGAGCUCUUUAAGGAUGCGGAAGGAAAAUCAAGGGGUUGUGGUGUGGUUGAAUUCAAAGAUGAAGAAUUUGUCAAGAAAGCACUAGAGACAAUGAACAAAUAUGACCUUAGUGGAAGACCAUUGAAUAUUAAAGAGCUUGACUUCAAAGUUGGUUGGAAGAAGCUAAAGGAAGUGUUCAGCAUAGCUGGAACUGUAAAGCGGGCAGAUAUUAAAGAAGACAAAGAUGGCAAGAGCAGAGGAAUGGGCACAGUCACUUUUGAACAAGCAAUUGAAGCAGAUCAAGCUAUUUCUAUGUUCAAUGGGCAGUUUUUGUUUGAUAGACCUAUGCAUGUGAAAAUGGAUGACAAGUCUGUCCCUCAUGAAGACUACCGUUCACAUGACAGUAAAACACCACAGUUACCACGUGGUCUUGGAGGCAUUGGAAUGGGACUUGGUCCAGGUGGACAACCUAUUAGUGCCAGCCAGUUGAACACAGGUGGUGUGAUGGGAAAUUUAGGUCCAAGUGGUAUGGGAAUGGAAGGUCCAGGUUUUGGAGGAAUGAAUAGAAUUGGAGGAGGAAUUGGGUUUGGUGGCCUGGAAGCAAUGAAUAGCAUGGGAGGAUUUGGAGGAGUUGGUCGGAUGGGAGAGCUAUACCGUGGUGCGAUGACUAGUAGCAUGGAGAGAGAUUUUGGACGUGGUGAUACUGAAAUAAAUCGAGGCUCUGGAGAUUCCUUUGGUAGACUUGGUAGUGGAAUGGGUGGCAUGAACAGUGUGACUGGAGGAAUGGGGAUGGGACUGGAUCGGAUGAGUUCCAGCUUUGAUAGAAUGGGACCAGGUAUAGGAGCUAUACUGGAGAGAAGCAUCGAUAUGGAUCGAGGAUUUUUAUUGGGUCCGAUGGGAAGCGGAAUGAGAGACAGAAUAGGCUCCAAAGGCAACCAGAUAUUUGUCAGAAAUCUGCCUUUUGACUUGACUUGGCAGAAACUAAAAGAGAAAUUCAGUCAGUGUGGUCAUGUAAUGUUUGCAGAAAUAAAAAUGGAGAAUGGAAAGUCAAAAGGCUGUGGAACGGUCAGAUUUGACUCCCCAGAAUCAGCUGAAAAAGCCUGCAGAAUAAUGAAUGGCCUAAAAAUCAGUGGCAGAGAAACUGACGUUCGCUUGGAUUAUAAUGCAUAAUUUGAAACCACGGUUGGAACAUUCUUAUAUCUGUUUUGCUGAAUCUCCUAGUAAACGUCAUUUUUUAAGUAAUACUGUCUGCUUACAAAAAGUUGUAAAAAUGAACUUUUAAAACUUCCCACCAGUUUUUAACAGUAUAGUGUUAAAUAUACUGUGAUUUUUUUGUUAAUCUCAAGUUUGGGGUUUUAAGACAGCAAGUCUGGUCAUUCAGUUUAAAUGAAUGGUUAUACUAGUUUUAAUGAAGUAAGCCAUUUUUUUGUUAUUUUCAGUUCUGCAUAGUGGGAUUUGUUUGUUAAAAGUGUCCCCAGUUUUUAUCAACUUAUUGUAAGGUAAAGCAUAGAUGGUUUUUUCCAAAACUUCUGUUUAAGAUAUGUAAUUGUCCUUGAAAAGAAAGGGCUCAGACAAAUUAGGAUAUGGUUUUGGUUGACUUUAAAUUACUUUUGUUGAUUAAAAAAUUACUGUAAGGAAGUUUUAGAUCCUGAAGUUCAGAAUAUUUUUUAUUUGAGUUAAAUGAAGAAAUGGAAUUUUUCUUCUUUGCUCUUCCCCAUCAUUCACAUUUUCCACAUAACACUGUUAACAUUAAUCACCACAGCCCCUUAUUUUAUUGUUCCCAAUAAUUCCAAGUUCAUAUAGAACUGAUAAUGUUGUAAGUCCCAAGUACAGUAACAGACAGACUACUCCCAACUUUCUGUCUAGUUUCCAGCCAUUGAGGUGAACUGCUAAGA
This is a messenger RNA of Dama dama (fallow deer), 2293 nucleotides long. Its product is annotated as myelin expression factor 2-like. Gene Ontology annotation, cellular component: post-mRNA release spliceosomal complex; nucleus; cytoplasm. Lineage: Eukaryota; Metazoa; Chordata; Mammalia; Artiodactyla; Cervidae. Gene Ontology annotation, molecular function: mRNA binding. The record is from RefSeq and is a predicted model, not a curated record. The coding region runs from base 30 to 1568 and encodes 512 amino acids. Gene Ontology annotation, biological process: regulation of mRNA stability involved in response to oxidative stress. The transcript has a single exon.